UGCCAGAAGGUACAACUCUCAAACUGUAACACUAAAAUGAACAAGUGGAGCGGAGUAGCCAGUGUUGCUUACAAGCGGUGGAGAAAUCCUGAAUUGAGGAGUGAUGCAAAUUUUGUGGGUCAAUUCGAUGAGGUCCAGGGCACAGACAAUGAGAUCUGCACUGUUACAGCAGGAGUGGUCUCAGGAGACAGAGCGUCUGCAUCUGGGUCUGAUCAACCUGAAGAAAUCUUAACAGUAGAUGAUGCACUGGAGGCCAUCGGCUUUGGAAAGUUUCAGUGGAAAAUGUCUGCCCUCACUGGACUAUCAUGGGUGGGAGACGCCAUGGAGAUGAUGAUCCUCAGUAUUUUGGGCCCCCAGCUGCACUGUGAGUGGAGGCUGCCCGGCUACCAGGUGGCUCUCAUAACAUCGGUGGUGUUUAUAGGAAUGGUAUUCGGUUCACCUUCUUGGGGGAAUGUGUGCGACACGUACGGCAGAAAAGUGGGUCUGACCAUGUGUAUGUGCUGGUCGUUGUUUUACGGCCUGUUGAGCGCCUUCGCUCCAGUGUAUGGCUGGCUCUUGUUCCUGCGGAGCCUCGUAGGCUUUGGCGUCGCUGGAGCUCCGCAGUCGGUGACACUUUACUCAGAAUUCCUCCCUGUGAAGGCGAGAGGCAUGUGCAUCAUGAUGAUUGCGACAUUCUGGGCACUUGGUUCUGUGUUUGAGGUCCUCCUGGCAUUGUUUGUAAUGCCCACUCUUGGCUGGAGGUGGCUGCUCGGCUUGUCCACUAUACCAAUGGCAAUCUUCGUUUGCUUCUGCUUUUGGCUACCUGAAAGUGCUCGUUUCCAUGUGCUGACGGGAAAAGCAGAGAAGGCCAUGGCAACUUUAACACGCAUUGCUAACGACAAUGGCAAGGCCAUGCCGCGAGGGAAGAUUGUUGCGUGCCAACAGAAUAAUCGUCGACGGAUCAAAGAUCUCUUCACCCCUCAGUUUCGGAGGACUACUCUUCUUUUGUGGUUUUCCUGGUUUGCAAAUUCCUUCUCAUAUUACGGAAUAGUCCUGUUGACAACUGAGCUUUUCCAAGCUGGACAUACAUGUGCGGCGGCACACGGGGCCAAGAUUGAACCAAACUGUAGUCUGGAAUGCAAAUAUUUGACAUCAGCUGACUACAAAGACCUUUUAUGGACAACCUUGGCUGAAUUUCCAGGUCUUUUAGUUAUCCUUCUGUUAAUUGACCGCAUUGGCAGGAAGAAGAGCAUGGCUCUGUGUUUCUUCAUGUAUUCUGUGUUCAUUCUACCCUUAUUUGCUUGUCUUGACAGGCUGUCUGUUACGAUCUGCAUCUUUAUCGCCAGAGCCUUCAUCUCUGGAGGAUUCCAGGUUGCUUUUGUUUACACACCAGAGGUGUUCCCCACAGAGAUCAGAGCCUUUGCAAUGGGGACUUGUAGUGCGAUAAGCAGGCUGGGUGGCCUGAUCACCCCCUUUGUGGCACAGGUGUUGCUCCGGGCAUCACUGCCUGUGACCUUGUCACUUUACUGUGGCCUUAGUCUGCUCGGUGGCAUUGCAGCCUUGAUCUUACCCAUUGAGACGUUGGGCAGGAGUCUGCGGGAGACCAUUUCUGAUCAGGAGGCUUGAGAGCAGAUGAUCACCUCAACCAGCCAGUCAAAUGGUACAACACACUCCUCGGACAAGAGGUAAAACAAGCAGGAAGAAUUAAAUAAAAAUGGAAAAAGAGGCCAUUUUGUUACCUCCCAGGCUGCUGCAGAUGCCAUAGUUUCUUGUUUGACUGUGGACUGAAUCCUGUGAGCGAUGAUGGGUGAAAAACAACGAGGGACAAUCUCAUUACAGGCGGGGAGUGAUAAUUGAGGGUAGGCCUACUUCCCAUGUCUAAUGAGAGCGGAAGCACACUUGUGCUUGGACUGGUUUGUUUACUCUCUCGCCUAUCAAGCCCAUGAGAAGCAGCGGUGGGGCAUUACGAACAAUGAUGAUUCACUGUACGGGCUCUACUUAGAGCUACACACUUUAAGGAAUGGAGACGUUUAUUUUUUUACAUUUUGGAUAAAAAAUAUUUCUUGUAUUUAUUUAUAUAUGAAGCCAGGGUGCCUUUUGCUAAUAAGAGUUGUGCAAUAUGAUUUCAGCUCUAUUUUAAAUUUGUCAGUGAAUCUCAGUGCAUGUUUCCAUUCAUGGAUGGAUUACUGAACAGCCCACUGGGCACAAGCCCAGGGGCCCAGAUGUCAGGGGCCCAACUGUCCCUCACUUAAAAUGUCAAAUGACAAUUUAACACGAACCCACCAGGAAGAGACCCAAAAUGACCACAAAGAGACACAAAAAGACAACAAAGAGAUGCAAAGGAACUGUGAAGAGGACCAAAAACCUACACAUGGGCAAAACAACCACAAGGAGACAAAAGAUGACUACAAAGUGACACAAAAUGAACAAAAAAGACAGAGAGUU
Plectropomus leopardus (leopard coralgrouper) is the source of this 2424-nucleotide messenger RNA. RefSeq names its product SV2 related protein b (gene svopb). The record is from RefSeq and is a predicted model, not a curated record. Gene Ontology annotation, cellular component: membrane. Gene Ontology annotation, biological process: transmembrane transport. NCBI's taxonomy places the organism in Eukaryota, Metazoa, Chordata, Actinopteri, Perciformes, Serranidae. Gene Ontology annotation, molecular function: transmembrane transporter activity.